UCCUCUCAUUCAGUCAGUGCCCCGAAAACACGCACACACAUUAUAGAAGAGGAACUUGCUAAAACCCUCUCGUCUCCAACGGCUGGUCUCCGAACUCCAAUUGGAUCUGUUCGGUGGAAAAAAGCUCUUUGGUUUAGGGUUCUGCACAUCUUUGACUCCAACUCUGCGUAACAAGUAAAAACAUCGAAUUCUGCAGCCAUGGCAAGCACCAAAGUUCAAAGGAUAAUGACCCAACCCAUCAACCUGAUUUUCAGGUUCCUUCAGAGUAAAGCUCGCAUUCAGAUAUGGCUUUUUGAGCAGCGAGACCUGCGGAUUGAGGGCCGAAUCAUUGGCUUUGAUGAGUACAUGAAUUUGGUUCUGGAUGAUGCUGAAGAAGUCCACAUCAAGAAGAAGAGCAGAAAAACUUUAGGGCGGAUUCUUCUUAAGGGAGACAACAUAACUCUGAUGAUGAGCACGGGAAAAUGACGAUGAUUCCAGCAAUUAUGUAUAUUGGCGUUGUGUUGCCUUUUGAAUUUAUAUGGAGGUCAAUCAUCUUUUAUUUUACUGUAAUGUCAGAUAGGUAUGGACAUCAUGAUUAUGGUUAGUCAACUUAUGAGAAUUUUAGGCAGAUGCACGAUGAGUAUACUUUUUAGUCAGUACUGACAAGUUACUUGCCAAGAAAUAUUAAUUUUGAAGACCA
Molecule: messenger RNA, 679 nt
Organism: Corylus avellana
Lineage: Eukaryota; Viridiplantae; Streptophyta; Magnoliopsida; Fagales; Betulaceae
Biological process (GO): mRNA splicing, via spliceosome
Cellular component (GO): spliceosomal complex
Molecular function (GO): RNA binding
Source: RefSeq, a predicted model, not a curated record